Messenger RNA from Penicillium coprophilum, 447 nucleotides. RefSeq lists its product as uncharacterized. The record is from RefSeq and is a predicted model, not a curated record. NCBI's taxonomy places the organism in Eukaryota, Fungi, Ascomycota, Eurotiomycetes, Eurotiales, Aspergillaceae. The transcript is spliced from 2 exons. Bases 1 to 447 code for a protein of 148 amino acids.
AUGUUCUAUAUCCUCUACCUGACCAGCCUUUGCCGGCGCCGCAAUUGGCCCGAACCAAUCUAUAACGCCUACACAAGUAGCAGCGGGUACACCUGCACGGUGCGCGUCAACAAUCGCGAGUACCAAACAGACAGUAUCUGCAGCAACGAGACGCUUGCACGUGAGAGCGCUGCCAUGCGUGCCUACCUCAUCUGCCGCAAUUUCUCCGUCAACGACGGCAUGUACCCGGCAGGGCAUGAGCAUGGCGGCGCUGUGCAGGGUAUGCGCGCUGCAAUUGGCUCGGGACGAAAGAUCACUCGUGAGGAUAAUAUGGUUUCAUUUGGGACUGGAAGUAGGACUGCAAGUGAGAGUGAUGGUUCUCAGGGCGAAAUUUGGAGUGGGGGCAGUAGUCCCAUUAGGGUUGCAAUUGAGGGGGAUGGACGAGGUGGAUUUGGAGGGAGGGUGUGA